GAUUGCGACAGGAUGGUCGUCGUGCCAAUGAAUUAAGAAAAAUUAAGUGUAAGCCUUCUGUGUUAAGCCAAGCUGAUGGAUCAGCUUAUAUCGAACAAGGAAAUACAAAGUGCUUGGCAGCUGUCUAUGGACCAAGAGAGACUAGACAAAAGGCUCAAGUAAUACAUAAUAAAGCCAAUAUCAAUGUGGAAAUUAGCUUGGCACCUUUUAGCAUGCCCCAAGAACGAAAAAAGAGAUCGAAAUCUGACAGAUCUCAGAUUGAUAUAUAUUUACAAAUCUUGCAAUUUGAUGGAGGUACUAUUCAGAUCUGUAUUAAUGCCGCUACGUUAGCUUUGAUCGACGCUGGUAUACCUAUGCAGGAAUAUGUUUGUGCUUGUUCAGCGGGAUGUCAUGAAAAUCAUGUAUUGUUGGACCUCAACAACGCUGAAGAAAUGGCUGAUACACCGGAAUUAACUGUUGCAUUACUACCUAAGUCUGGAAAGUUUACGCUCCUUCAGAUGGAUUCACGUCUCCAUGUUGAUAAAUUGGAGCCAGUGAUGAAUUUGGCUGCAUUAGGUUGUAAGGAUAUUUACGAGAUCUUGGAUGAAACUGUUCGCGAAUAUGUAAAGGAUCUGCUUCACAAAUCUUCACCUUAUUGA
This is a messenger RNA of Cetraspora pellucida, 638 nucleotides long. NCBI's taxonomy places the organism in Eukaryota, Fungi, Glomeromycota, Glomeromycetes, Diversisporales, Gigasporaceae. The record is from the annotation of a GenBank genome assembly.